Messenger RNA from Colias croceus (clouded yellow), 1919 nucleotides. RefSeq names its product tubulin-specific chaperone E (gene Tbce). Gene Ontology annotation, molecular function: alpha-tubulin binding. The record is from RefSeq and is a predicted model, not a curated record. The coding region runs from base 97 to 1749 and encodes 550 amino acids. Gene Ontology annotation, biological process: protein folding. The transcript is spliced from 7 exons. NCBI's taxonomy places the organism in Eukaryota, Metazoa, Arthropoda, Insecta, Lepidoptera, Pieridae.
UGUCAGCUUGACAGUUGUCAUACGCAGAGCUUUCCGAAAAGAGAUCAAUCUGUUUUUCUUUUGAUAAAUAGUUCCUUUUUCGAAAACAUAAAAAUAAUGGUGGGCGCUAUGCCUGUAAAUUUAAUACCAAAAUUUUGUAACGGCGCGAUGGAUAGUCGUAACGGUUCCGAUGAGAACGAAAUUCAAGUGACCAUUGGUAGUAGGGUAAAAAGUAAUGACGAUUUUGGUACUGUGAAAUAUAUUGGUGAAGUUCAGGGAUAUAAGGGGAUUUGGUACGGAGUCGAGUGGGAUAAUGUUGAGCGCGGAAAACAUGAUGGAUGUGUUGAUGGGAUCCAGUACUUUAAAGCGACGACGCCUGGAGCAGGCUCUUUCGUGCGCCCGAACAAAAUUUCUCCCAUGAAAACUUGUGCAGAGGCUAUACAGAAUUAUUACGGAGAUCGCGAGGAUGAAACAGUAGCUGCUCACCGCAGGACUGUCAUCAAUGAAUGGAAGCGAGAAAUGGGCGCUCCGUUUAUCGAAAUGGUUGGCUUUGAGAAGAUUCAUCAGAAACAAAAAUUCGACCGCCUCCUCGAAGUGUGCGUCCACGAUCAAGCCAUAGCGAAAGCGGGCGACGUGUUCUCUCUAUGCCCCAAUGUAAGGAGCUUGGAUGUGUCGCAGAAUCUGUUCUCGAAUUGGCGGGAAGUGAUCACGUUGAGCGCUCAGCUGCCGGAUUUGAGGGAGUUUGAUGUUAGUAAAAACCGCAUGGCCAUCGACAUGCCGACAGAAACGAUGAUCCAACUAUCGAAAAACUUUGCAAACCUUGAAAAACUGAACAUCUCUGUAUGCGAUUACGAAUGGUCCGACCUCCUUGCGCUAUCCCACCUCUGGCCGAAUAUAAACGAAAUCAUAGCCGCAUACAAUAGAAUUAAAAAAAUAACACCGCCACAUGACACUUUGAGCACAUUGACAGUUCUGCGGUUAGAUGGCAACCCCAUAGAUUGUUGGCGGGAAAUUUUGAAUCUGGGCUGUCUGUCAAAUUUGACAGUUCUAAGUUUGAACGAUUGCUUCAUUGAGGAUAUUCGGUUUAACGACGACCCGGGAAACGCGAAGGUGGAUGUUUUUGAAAAUUUGGAAGUGCUGUUUUUGAACAGGAAUAGGAUUCGUGAUUGGCGGUCAGUAAGUGAAUUGGACAAACUAAAGAAUCUCAAAAAGCUAUAUUUCUUAAAGAACCCAGUGCAAAAUACUGAAGAUUACGACUCUGCAUCACAACUGAUUAUUGCGAAAAUUGGAAACUUACAGGAAUUAAACGGAUCAACAAUAACGCGGGAAUUACGUAGAGGAGCGGAAUAUGAUUAUAUGAAACGGUACGGCGCAGAAUGGAAAUUGGCGCAAAAUGACGUUAACAUGAAGAAAGCAUUCGAUUUGGAACACUGUAGAUUCCAGGAGUUAAUUGAUAAAUACGGCAUCCCAGAUGACAGUCUUCUCGUGAAACAGCAAAAAACAGUAACACUCACAUCCCAACUAUUAGAAAUAACACUACAAGAUGAAAACGGAAAAAUCAUCAAGAAAAAAUUUCCCUCAACUAUGGCAGUUCAGAAACUGGUAACACUAGCGCAAAGGCUAUUCGCAAAAGGUUUUACGGGAUCACCUAAAUUAUAUAUAAUGGACGACCAAAUGCAAGGCGCGGAAAUACAACUCGACAAUGUCAUGAAAGAUUUAGCAUUCUUCUCAAUCAAAAAUGGCGACAAAAUUAUUGUCAGAUUCAGAUAAUGUGCAAAUUUGAAUUAUGGUACUAGCAAGUAGCAACACUCAAUAUGGCUGCAUCGUUAUUAUUGGCGCGUAAUUAAAAUAUUAUUUCAAACUUAGCUUUGUAAAUAACCAGAAAUUGUACCUGUAUUUAUUAUUUUAUUUUGAAAAUAAAUGUCCUAUGUAUUUUUAAA